Drosophila sulfurigaster albostrigata is the source of this 1249-nucleotide messenger RNA. RefSeq names its product peptidoglycan-recognition protein LB (gene PGRP-LB). Lineage: Eukaryota; Metazoa; Arthropoda; Insecta; Diptera; Drosophilidae. The transcript is spliced from 3 exons. Gene Ontology annotation, biological process: peptidoglycan catabolic process; innate immune response. Bases 433 to 1059 code for a protein of 208 amino acids. Gene Ontology annotation, molecular function: N-acetylmuramoyl-L-alanine amidase activity; zinc ion binding; peptidoglycan binding. The record is from RefSeq and is a predicted model, not a curated record.
GCGCAGACAACGACAGCGACGCUGACGUCGACAGCGCUGGUGCAAAAUUUAACUAAAAAUAAAACUAACACGAAAACAUAAGAAAUAAAUAUAAAUAAAUCUGUGCUCGGUCUAUAAACAUCGUAGCGCCCUUAUGCCAUCCAAUCAUUCGCGUUUCUGAGCUGCGUCAAUACGAACCAAAAGGAAAGCGCCGAAAAAUACUGUGGCAAGGAAUGCUCUGGAAAUUCAGCAUGUGAAAACUGACCUCAAGAUCAUUCAAAAUUUCGCACAAUUCUUGCCAACAUACAUUGAAAUUCAAAUUAAAAUUAAAACAAAACAAAGUUCCUAAAAAAAAAAGAUACGGUACAAUUUAGAAAAUAGAAUAGUAAUAGAAAUUACGUGCAAAAACAAAAAGUUCCUAAAGUCAUCAAAAUACUCGCACCACCUGCAAGCAUGACAGCACUGGGAUUACUUUUGCUAUCUAUGAUGGGUUACACCCAGCACAUGCAGCAAGCCGCAACGGAGGGUGGGCCACACAGUGCCCGACUGCUGUCGAGGGCCGAUUGGGGUGCCCGCAUGCCCAAGCAGGUGGACUAUUUCACCGGACCCGCGCCCUAUGUCAUCAUACACCACUCGUAUAUACCAGCCGCAUGCUACACCACGCCGGACUGUAUGCGCAGCAUGCGUGACAUUCAGGACUUUCAUCAGGAGGAUCGCGGAUGGAAUGACAUUGGCUAUAGCUUUGGCAUUGGAGGCGAUGGCAUGAUCUACACAGGACGUGGAUUCAAUGUGGUGGGAGCUCAUGCGCCCAAAUACAAUGACAAGAGUGUGGGAAUUGUCCUUAUCGGAGAUUGGAGAACUGAGCUACCACCAGAACGCAUGUUGCACGCCACCAAGGAUCUUAUAGCAUUUGGCGUAGCCCAGGGUUACAUUGAUCCCGCGUACAAGUUGCUGGGCCACAAGCAGGUGCGCGAUACCGAGUGUCCUGGCGGCCAACUGUUCCACGAGAUAUCCACGUGGCCGCAUUUCACCCGAUUGAACAACACACCGGAGGCACCGCCCGUGGUCAAGAAGAUUUAAGCACAGGCGUCGCACAGUUUGUGCUAAGUACUGAGCUACAACUGACAACUAACAUACAGAAGCUAAAUUGCAACAAUCAGCUGGAAGUCAAUGAACUUCCAUAAACAGUAUUUCAUAAGGUUUCGUGUAACAUGAACAGAGAAGAGAGCACAAAUAAACACAACUACUAGAAUUACGUUUACUUAAAAAA